ACCGGGCGGAGUUCCAGCUGCACCGCGCUUCAGACGAGCUCUGUGGAAAUAGCAUCAUAGUUUUAGACAACUACUCAACUGCCGAGGUCACUUCAACUCUGAGCAAAUCCACACGUACGGCGCUCGCACAUUCCUCCUGCUGCCUCAGUCGAAACGAAGUGGAACAAUUUACUCAGUCGGGAGGCUGCAUCCAUACUUUAAACAACUUGGGACGAAGAAGAAUUGAAUACAUUAACUGAGCGCAUGAAAUGAUAUUCUGUUAAGGAGAAGAACGUUGCAAGAACAUUGUGUACUGCAAUAUUUUGGUACUCGCACUAUACUAUCGCGGAACAAAAAGCAGGAUUUUUUUGCAAGGACUGGACCUGACAUUCAUUCCAAAUUGAGAGGAAACAAAAUCUGCACACUUCUCGUGAAACAAGCAACACAUGUAUAUUUAUUGAUAUAGCAUUUUGUCUAAAACUGGUGCACGUUAAUAUGAACGUGCAGUGGACCAGUCCGGUGCCGUCUGUACGCAAUAGGAGACACAAAAGAAUUGACUCCGACGAGCCGGUGUAUAAGUGCCCGAGGUUGAGCGAGUCUUCGAGUGAUGCGGGUUACCUCAGCAGCUCACCCGGGUCGCCCGUGUGGGCGGCUCCUUACAGCGCUACCCCAACCCACCAAGGUCCGUCCCGAAUCGGUCAAUUCCUGCUGAUGCCCAGCACGGACAGGGACGGAGUUCACAGCGCCUUAAAUAUCUGUACAGGAGAGGAGUUCGUGUGUAAGGUGUUUAACAUGGCUCACUACCAGGAGAAGAUCAGGGCUCACAGUGUACUGCCUGCGCACAAGAACAUCUCCGCCAUCAAAGACAUCAUCCUGGGCGACCGGAAGGCCUACGUCUUCCUGGAGAAGGACUACGGUGACAUGCACAUGUUUGUGAAGAGCUUCAAGAAGCUGGGCGAGGAGCUGGCGGCCCGGCUCUUCUACCAGGUGGCAUCGGCCGUGGCCCACUGCCACCAGUCGGGCAUCGUCCUGGGCGACCUCAAACUCAGGAAGUUCAUCUUCUCUGAUGAGAAGAGAACCCAUCUGAAGCUGGAGAGCCUGGAGGACUGUCAUGUGCUGGAGGGGGAGGAUGACUCCAUGUCUGAUAAGCAUGGCUGCCCUGCCUAUGUCAGCCCUGAGAUCCUCAACAGCUCCGGCUCCUACUCGGGGAAGCAGGCAGACGUGUGGAGCCUGGGCGUCAUGCUCUACACGCUCCUGGUGGGCCGCUACCCCUUCCAUGACUCGGACCCCAGCGUGCUGUUCUCCAAAAUCCGCAGGGGCCAGUACUGCCUGCCGGACACCCUCUCCCCGAAGGCCAAAUGCCUGAUCCGCAGCCUGCUGAGGAGAGAGCCCUGGGAGAGGCUCACGGCCGCCGAGAUACUCAUCCACCCAUGGUUCCAUGGUGCACAGGAAACAGGAAGUGGGGACCUGGAGGCGGGCUCUACUGACCAGACUGUACCCACAUCCUGCCUGGAGAAUAAUGAAUCUCUGUUCUGCUGAAAGAUUCUGGGCCCCCGCGAAAGUGGACUGAAACAGUUUCACUGCUGUUUUUUUGUCACGUACUGUAAUGUUCUGACUCACCAAACUGUGCCGUCUUGUCUUUCUGUCAAGCACGGAAUCGUGUGGCCGCGAGGUGAUUCGAAAGUUAAUGUGUUCGACUUCUUGUUCCGCUGUCACCUCGUGGGCCCAUUGUGUUAACAGUUUGGCAGAUGUGAACAUUUCUCCCACGCAUUUUUUUUUAAACACAGGAACUUCACAAAAACAAUGUCAACUUGGGAAAUGGACUGGGGUCCAGAGUGGUAGCAAACCUGAAAACCUCAAGACCAGAGGGUCAUCUGAAUCUGAAGCACAGCGAAUGAAGAUAAGAGAAAUGAAAGCCACACUUGAAGCUGCACCCACGCGAGACCGCAAGCGCUGUCCAACCGGACGCAGGCACUGACCGACAUCUAAAAAACUAUGGGGGCCUGUCCCAGUUCGAGGCAGGGAAAGAGAGAGAGAUAGCGAGAGACAGAGAGAGAGAGUGACAGAGAGGGGACAUGCACCCACGCACACAAGAUGUCCUAUAUUGGGACCACCCAGGCGAAUGGCUGUCCUAUUUGCUCAGACUAAAUCAUCUUCAGUUUCCAGCUGGGGCUUGAAUGGCCGUCUGCAGCUGGGGUCUGUCAUUUCAGCCUCUGACCUUUGAAGUACCUAGCAGCUUCUGCUGAUGGCACACCCGGCUCGGCCAGCCCUGGCAAAAUGCAGCAGAGACGAGGCCAGUCUCAGAGUCAAGGGAGGGAGGGAGGAUCUCUGACAAGCUCUGCGCAUGCCCCCCCUCCCCCACCCCUGAUAAAGCUGUCUGUUCUACUCCACGCUGUCCGAGGACGCAUCUGCGUCCUCCUUUCCCUGUAUUUAUUUCUUUGUCUGAUUUUUGUGUUCCGCCAAGCUUUGUUGUGCCUUCAUUGUGUUCUCUGUCUGCCUUGAGAAACUGAUACAGAAUUGGG
This is a messenger RNA of Megalops cyprinoides (Indo-Pacific tarpon), 2501 nucleotides long. Its product is annotated as tribbles homolog 1-like. Lineage: Eukaryota; Metazoa; Chordata; Actinopteri; Elopiformes; Megalopidae. The transcript is spliced from 3 exons. The coding region runs from base 475 to 1518 and encodes 347 amino acids. The record is from RefSeq and is a predicted model, not a curated record. Gene Ontology annotation, cellular component: nucleus. Gene Ontology annotation, biological process: regulation of MAP kinase activity; protein phosphorylation; positive regulation of proteasomal ubiquitin-dependent protein catabolic process. Gene Ontology annotation, molecular function: mitogen-activated protein kinase kinase binding; protein kinase activity; ATP binding.